Molecule: messenger RNA, 5175 nt
Organism: Bacillus rossius redtenbacheri
Lineage: Eukaryota; Metazoa; Arthropoda; Insecta; Phasmatodea; Bacillidae
Product: peroxisomal acyl-coenzyme A oxidase 3-like
Exons: 13
Coding region: 372-2435 (687 amino acids)
Biological process (GO): fatty acid beta-oxidation using acyl-CoA oxidase; lipid homeostasis
Cellular component (GO): peroxisome
Molecular function (GO): fatty acid binding; pristanoyl-CoA oxidase activity; FAD binding
Source: RefSeq, a predicted model, not a curated record
AAAGCGAUGUAAACAAUGACACUAACAACUUACACCAGUAAAAAAACUUUGAGAAAGUGCUUUGUAAUGCUUAUCUUUUACACAUUUACGCACUUUUAAUUCGGGAAUGCUUAAAUGUGUUGGUUUUAGAAUUGUUAUUGGAACUCGAAGUAAAUGUUUUAAGUCUCAUUAGAAUUUAUGUUACGAACCUUACUGCAGACAUUUGUGAGUACUUUUUUAGAUUUUAGAUUUGGAAGAUGUUUUAGCAACAUGAAAUUUAUCUACUGAAACAUUUUUGUCGAAGUUGAAAUUUAAAUAAAGCAGUUCUUCAAAGAAUAUUCUAGCACAAUUCUAAGAAAAAACGUAGAAAAUAUUUUUCCACGACUACCGCGAUGACAGAGCUUCUUGCCGAUCUCCCGCCUGGGCCGCUGGACCGGUACAGGAAGCAAGCAAGUUUUGAUUGGAAGAAGCUGAAAGUUUUUCUCGAAGGUGAAGACAUCGUGAGAUACAAGAUGAGGGUGUGGAACACGCUGGAGAAAGACCCGUUGUUCCAGCACAGCCCCACGUCCCUCCCAUUGGACGAGCAGCGGCACCGCGCGGUGCAGCAGAUGUACCGCACGCUCGAGCACAUGUUCAUAUCCCCGGACGUCGGGAUGUCGGAGAUGAUGCAGGGUUCCCUGUUGGUGUAUUGCCUUGCAUACUACGACCCAAGUGUAUCGAUCAAACUUGCCCUCUCGUUUGGCUUGUUUAGGCAUGCUAUUUCAAAUUUGGGAACAGCAAGGCAUGAACAGUUCGUCAAAGAAAAUUCAGAGGCAAUGAUUAGUGGCGGUUUUGCGUUGACAGAGUUCUCCCACGGCAGUAAUGCGAAGAGCAUACGGACUACAGCAACUUACGACCCCGCAACGCAAGAAUUUGUACUUCACUCCCCUGAUUUCGAAGCAGCCAAGUGCUGGGUGGGAUGCUUAGGCAAGACGUGCACCCACGCCGUGGUGUUCGCCAAGCUGGUGACUCCCGACGGCACGGACCAAGGCCUCCACGCGUUCGUGGUCCCGGUGAGGAGCACCAAGACGCUCUGCCCGCACCCGGGCAUCGUCGUCGGCGACCUUGGGGAGAAGGUCGGCCUCAACGGGCUCGACAACGGCUUCGUCGUCUUCAGCGACUACAGGAUCCCCCGGGAGAACCUGCUCAACAAGAUGGCGGACGUCACGCCGGAAGGGGAGUACGUCACGCCGGUUUCCGAUCCUCGGAAAAGGUUUGGCGCGAUGCUCGGGAACCUGUCCUCGGGCCGUGUCUCCAUCAUCGGCUCCAGCACGCAGUACCUGACCAAGGCUGUGACCAUCGCAGUGCGGUACUCAGCCGUGCGCAGGCAGUUUGGCCCGUCCGACGACGAGGAGCUGCCCGUCAUCGAGUACCAGCUGCAGCAAUGGCGUUUAUUUCCCUACCUUGCCGCUGUGUAUGCAUUGACUUAUUUCUCCAACUUCUUUGCCAACGUCAUGCAAGACUUUGUUGAAAUAUCUCAGAAAGGAGAGGACUUGGAUAAUUUGAUGGAGCUCGGGGCGGAGAUUCACGGACUGUCGUCUGGGGCCAAGCCAGUUUGCUCUUGGCUGUCGAGGGACGCGAUACAAGAGUGCAGGGAAGCUUGCGGAGGCCACGGAUACCUGAAAGCGGCGGGCCUGGGGGACCUGCGCAACAACAACGACGCGUGCUGCACCUACGAGGGGGAGAACAGUGUGCUGGUGCAGCAGAACAGCAACUGGCUGCUGCAGCUGUGGGCCCGCCGGGGCGACCGCUCCGACAAGCCCUUCGCCAGCCCCCUGGGGUCCGUCGGCUUCCUGGCCCACGCCGACCGGCUCCUGGCCGCCCGGUUCUCCGCGUCCACCGCUGACGAGGCCGUCAGACCGGAGGCGCUGCUAGCUGCUUACGAGUGGCUCGUUUGCUACUUGCUGCGAGGGUCAGCUGACAGACUGAAAAGUUUGCGCAAGCAAGGAAUGUCUUCUUUUGAGGCAAGGAAUGAGACCCAAGCGUAUUAUGCAAGGACGCUCUCCAUUGCUUUUGUAGAGCAUUUUAUUCUGCUGAAAUUUUGGAACUUUAUUUCGGAGAAGACUAUGGAUCCUGCCUUCAGACCAGUUUUGUUGAAUCUUUGUUCGUUGUACGGUGCGUGGAGUUUGCAGAGGCAUCUGGCAAUACUUUAUGAAGGCCAGUACGUGUCGGGCAGCGGUCCAGCCGGGAUGCUGCGGGACGGCAUCCUGCAACUGUGCGCCCGGCUGAAGCCCGAGGCCGUCGCGCUGGCGGACGCCGUCGCCCCCCCGGACUUCUUCCUCAACUCCGUGCUGGGCCGUUCGGACGGCCAGGUGUACCGCAACAUCCAGGCGGCCGUGUACCAGACCCCGCAGGCGUUCGAGCGGCCCGCGUGGUGGCGGGACGUCGCCGCCUGGCAGACCCGGUCCAAGCUGUGAUGCCCUGGCCUCUUGUCUGGUGCACGGCCGGCCCCGUACCCGUGAUGCCAUUUCCUCGUGAACUUAGCCUUCGAGGUCAGUUCUCCUCUCUCGUCUCUCGUCUCUCGGCUGUGAGCAUUCGGUGACAUUGUGACGUUUCUGGCAUUAUGGCAUUUUAUGAGUUUCAAAUUCGUAAAAACAAAUAUAUUUUAUGAAAGGGUUAACUGUGGUGGGUGUAACACACACUUCUCGAACCCCUUAUCUCAACAUUUUAGGGGUAUUCUUAUUUUGAAUAUGUAUUUUCAAAAGUUUCUUCAUCAUGCAAAAUUGUAUUAUCAGGGUGUCCACAAAUUCUGAAAGGCAGAAAGAAAAAAAUUAGGGAAAGUUGGAAUUAGUCGGAGCAAGUCGGAGGAUUCACAUGAAAUCCUGGAAAAGUUAUGGAAUUUCCCCAAUGAUAGUAAUUUGAGGGGAAAGUAUCAUGAUCCAAACACAAGACAAAUGUUUUUUAGAGUUUAAAAAUAUGUUAAAUGUAGAGCUGUACGGAUUCACAACAUUUGCAGAUAUGAAUAUACAGCUGUUGUUGAUUCACUAAUUCCGAACCAAUAAAGGAGAAAACACUUUUUGUUAAAAAAAUUUAUAAUUUUACUGGUUUACCCAAAAUAAAUCAUUCCAAGAAAAACAUGCAAUUCAAAUGCACAUGUAUUUUAUAUUAAAAAUGGAACAUAACCUCUCUUUUUUUAACUCUUAUUUUUAGUUUGUUUUCAUUUGUUGUUGACGACCCGUUAGUUGCUAAUUAAAACAUGAAUUUAAUAAUAGAGGCUGGAAAAUGAAGUUAUUUAAUACAUCAUUCAUUGUAUAAAACAUAUUAAUUAAUAAUAGGUAGCUAUGAAAUAUAUCUAUUCACAAAAUACAAAGUUUAAAAAAAUGAAUUGAAAAUUUUAACGAUACUUUGUACAUGUUAACAAUUCAAGAACGGGAAUUCCAAUACCAUUUUAGUGCAUGAGGCGGUGAAAAUUUACGGUUCCAAACAUUUAUACGGAAAUGUAUUUCAUUUGGUCGCUAUGCACAGAAACAAUAAGAGUAAUUUACGUUAUGUGAAGAAAUAUAUUAUUUUUUUUAUUUUUUUUAUUUAAUUUUAAAAACUAUGUAAGUUAAUUAAAAAUGUCUCCGUCACAAUAUUACGAACGUUUCUUUGCAGUUCAAGCAGUUGGUUUUUCCGUUGUUCGUUGUGGUAGCCGUGCUCUAAAUAAAGCAAGUUUUUGUUCUUAUCUAACUUUAAAAUGUUAGUGAUAUAUUUAUAUAUGCUGCAUUAUAUUCAAGAACGUCAUUUAAACAUAGGAUUUUUAAUAUGUACGGCUGGCACACGUAGCUAAGAAAUGAUUUUAAAAGUAACUAGGUAGUGACUUGAUGUAAGUUUUUGGACAUACGCCAUUGCUAAGAUCUUAGCAAUGGCGUAUGUCCAAAAACUUACAUCAAGUCAUGCACUCCCAUUGCCCAAAUCUUUCAAAGAUAAUAUGUAGGUAGUAGUACAAAAAGUGAAAAGAGAAGUGGUGGAUUUUUAGGUUAUGACAGGCGCUUUCAUUUUUCAAUAAUUUCGGCCAAAAAUUAACAAGCGUAUCAUGAAUCGGUAAAAAUGCCAUUUAAACUAAGUAUGUACAUAUCGGUAAAAUUGGCUUCUGGCGAUUCAUAUUAGUACAGCUCUAAGUUAAAAGGUUUGUCACUAAGAGUGAGUUCUUUCAAUUUGUAGUUUGAAAGACUAAAGAAAACAUAAUUAAUUACGUUAUUUAUCCUGUUUAUUAUUUUGUACAAAAUUAAUACAUUUUUCCCUGUGUUUUUUUUUUGCUGUCUUACUGUUCACUUAUAUAGUUUUUUUUGCUAUUAGUUUUGAUUAAUAAAAUUUUUAAGUAUAAUAUAAAAUAAAGUAGAGAGAGAAGUAGACCAGCCAUGAGGAUGGAUUUUCUUUAUUUCUGUGAGAAAAUCUCAAAAUAAUUAAAUAAUUAUUUUAAAAAAAAUUGAAAAUUUUGAAAUUUUUGUCAGGUAAGUUUCACUGCAGUUUUGGGUGGAUACCUUGAUCAACACAUAUUUAUUGAUGUGAUAUAGAAGUGAUAAACCAGGCAACAAUGUUAAUUUUUUUAAAUUUAUAGUUUUGACAGUUGGUUAUCUAGUUUUAUUUUUAUAAAUUAAUCCUAGAUUAUUAUUAUUAUAGUAAUUUUAGAAACAUGGUUUCUGUUUGGAAUUACUCAUGUACAUGUUCUAAAUCUGAUAAAAAUUAUGUACCUGAUAUGUGUAAAUUGUGGUAAUUCUAUGUUUAUGGUUAAUUGUUUUUUUCUUUUUUUUUUUAAUUGCGGUGAUUUUAUUUUCUAUGUUAUUUCUUCAGUUUUUCUACUUUCAGUAAUUUCGUUUUGAAAAGUAUGUGACUAUACAAGUGAGAGACAUCAUACAAUUGUUCCAAGAUGACAGAAAUUACAAGAUUGUUGUGAACUUAAUGGUCCCUUGGAAACUUAACAUUUGCAGGAAUAAGUGGUGGUGUGUAAUUUUUGUGGACAGGGUUGUAGGUAACUGUUGAUGUACUUUUAUGUGUUACAUGUCAAGUAUCAUUAUAAAUACUCAUGUAAAAUCACUGAAUCAGAAACUCUUAGGAUUUUUAAAAUUAUUGUUAAACUUUCUACUGGAUCUAAUGUUAAGAAGGGUAUGUUGUUACAGUGUUUUGUAUGUAAUUAGGUAAUGGAGAUAUAAGCAAGUAUAUUUUUUAAUCAGAUAA